CUGCCGGCGCCCGCACCGACCCGCAGACCCGCCGACCCGCCGACCCGUCCAGCGCCGCCCUCCAGGUCCCGCCUCGUCGCCCGGGACCCGAGAGGGGCCGAAGAGAGAAAAUAGAAGAAAGCGAGGAGGGGGGGGGGCAGGAGGAGCCCCCCCCGGCCGCCCCCUCCGCCCGAGCCAGCCCCGACCUCACCAUGGACGCCCCGGCCUGAAGAUGUCUCUGCGGAACUACGACCUGGUGAGAGACUUCGUCUCCUACAAGCUGGCCCAGCGCGGGCACGACUGGAGCCGGCUGGUCGACCCGGAGGCCCCGGACACGGGGGCCGAGGGGGCCGAGGGGGGCCGGGCGGCCCCGGCGGCGGCGGAGGACGACGACGAGGCCGUGAGGCGGACCCUGAGGGAGGCCGGGGACGAGUUCGAGGUGAGGUACCGGCGGGCGUUCAGCGACCUGGCCUGGCAGCUGCACAUCACCCCGGCCACGGCCUACCAGAGCUUCGAGCAGGUGGUCAACGAGCUCUUCCGCGACGGCGUCAACUGGGGCCGCGUGGUGGCCUUCUUCGCCUUCGGCGGGGCCCUCUGCGUGGAGAGCGCCGACAAGGAGAUGGGCCCCCUCGUCGGACGCGUCGGGAGCUGGAUGGCCACCUACCUCGACCGCCGCCUCGACCCCUGGAUCCGAGACAACGGAGGCUGGGACACGUUCGUGGAGCUCUACGGCAACGACGCGGCCGCCCAGAGCCGGAAGGACCAAGAACGCUUCAACCGCUGGCUGCUCACCGGCCUCACCGUGGCCGCCGUCCUGCUGCUCGGCUCCCUGUUCACCCGCAAGUGACCCCGGACCCCGGACCCCGACACCCUGCCUGCAAAUGAGAACGCCCCCCGCCCCGCUGCAGAUGUCAAAUAAAGAAACCGGGCGGCUCUCCCCUCGGGGAGGGACGACCGGGCCACCCGGCCGCUCUCCCCUCGGGGUGGGAGUCGUUAGCCCGGUGGCUCUCCCCUCGGGGAGGGACGACCCGGCCCCUCAGCUCUCCCCUCGGGGAGGGACACACGUUAGCCCAGCAGCUCUCCCCUCGGGGAGGGUCAUCCUGGCCCGGCAGCUCUCCCCUCGGGGAGGGACAUGUCAACCCGGCAACUCUCCCCUCCGGGAGGGACAAUCCACCCCCUCAGCUCUCCCCUCAGGGAGGGUCACCCCAGCCCAGUGGCUCUCCCCUCGGGGAGGGACACAUUAGCCCGUCAGCUCUCCCCUCGGGGUGGGUCACCCCGGCCCAUCGGCUCUCCCCUCGGGGAGGGACACCCCGACCCAUCGGCUCUCCCCUCGGGGAGGGGCACCCCGGCCUAGAGGCUCUUCCCUCGGGGAGGGACACGUUAGCCCGUCAGCUCUCCCCUCGGGGAGGGUCACCCCGACCCAUCAACUCUCCCCUCGGGGAGGGACACCCCGACUCAUCAGCUCUCCCCUCGGGGAGGGACACCCCGACCCAUCAGCUCUCCCCUCGGGGAGGGUCACCCCGGCCCGUCAGCUCUCCCCUCGGGGUGGGUCACCCCGGCCCAUCGGCUCUCCCCUCGGGGAGGGACACCCCGACCCAUCGGCUCUCCCCUCGGGGAGGGGCACCCCGGCCUAGAGGCUCUUCCCUCGGGGAGGGACACGUUAGCCCGUCAGCUCUCCCCUCGGGGAGGGUCACCCCGACCCAUCAACUCUCCCCUCGGGGAGGGACACCCCGACCCAUCAGCUCUCCCCUCAGGGAGGGUCACCCCGGCCCGUCAGCUCUCCCCUCGGGGUGGGUCACCCCGGCCCAUCGGCUCUCCCCUCGGGGAGGGACACCCCGACCCAUCGGCUCUCCCCUCGGGGAGGGGCACCCCGGCCUAGAGGCUCUUCCCUCGGGGAGGGACACGUUAGCCCGUCAGCUCUCCCCUCGGGGAGGGUCACCCCGACCCAUCAACUCUCCCCUCGGGGAGGGACACCCCGACCCAUCGGCUCUCCCCUCGGGGAGGGACACCCCGACCCAUCAGCUCUCCCCUCAGGGAGGGUCACCCCGGCCCGUCAGCUCUCCCCUCGGGGAGGGUCACCUCGACCCAGCAUCUGUCCCCUCCGGGAUGGACACGUUAGUCUGGUAGCUGUCCCCUCGGGGAGGGACUCUCCGCCUAGCCGCUUUCCCCUCGGGGAGAGACUCUCCCCUCAGGGAGGAGGGUCACCCCGACCCGUAAGCUCUCCCCUAAGGGAGGGACAUCCCGGUCCAGCAGCUCUCCCCUCUAGGGUGGACACGUUAGUCUGUCAGCUCUCCCCUCGGGGAGGGACACGCCGACCCUUCGGCUCUCCCCUCGGGGAAGGACAUCCCUGGCCGGACAGCUCUCCCCUCAGGGAGGGCCCCGUUAACCCGGCAGCUCUCCCCUCCGAAAGGGACACCCCGACCCGUCAGCUCUCCCCUCGGGCAGGGAGAGCCCCCGUGCCGGGGCGGGGGGCUCCACGCCCCCAGACAAGCUGACCGGCAGCCUCAGAGAUGAUUAAAAGGAUCUUUAAGGCUCGUGUCCCUGGAAAAAGAAUAAACCAGCUUUGUUUUC
Ornithorhynchus anatinus (platypus) is the source of this 2550-nucleotide messenger RNA. It is a transcript of the gene BCL2L1, whose product is annotated as BCL2 like 1. NCBI's taxonomy places the organism in Eukaryota, Metazoa, Chordata, Mammalia, Monotremata, Ornithorhynchidae. Gene Ontology annotation, molecular function: protein homodimerization activity; protein heterodimerization activity. Gene Ontology annotation, biological process: negative regulation of intrinsic apoptotic signaling pathway; extrinsic apoptotic signaling pathway in absence of ligand; intrinsic apoptotic signaling pathway in response to DNA damage. Gene Ontology annotation, cellular component: mitochondrial outer membrane. The record is from RefSeq and is a predicted model, not a curated record. Bases 212 to 826 code for a protein of 204 amino acids. The transcript is spliced from 3 exons.